Triticum dicoccoides is the source of this 820-nucleotide messenger RNA. RefSeq lists its product as uncharacterized. The coding region runs from base 65 to 676 and encodes 203 amino acids. Lineage: Eukaryota; Viridiplantae; Streptophyta; Magnoliopsida; Poales; Poaceae. The record is from RefSeq and is a predicted model, not a curated record. The transcript has 4 exons.
CCAUGACAACCUAAAUACAAGUAAGGUAACGAAAUAUCCUAGGUGUGCUCUCAACGAACUUCCGAUGAGAGUCGUGUUCAGAGGCGAGCAAUAUCACUGGAAUUUGAGAGGAAACAGUUCAAUAUUCGCUUGUCGCAAUUCGUAUGGAGGAGAUGACGCUUGCAACCUCUUGGUGUUAACCUUUCUAUACCAAGGGGCAUCAUCCCAGUGCUCCAUGGCCAUGUCAUCGGCCUCACUACUAAAGCGGUUCAGCGAUGUAGCACGGUCGCCAAAAGGGUGCCGCUACAACCCAGAGAGAUCCGGCGUUGGUAUUGUCUCGGCUGUUAUGGAACCAGCCGUUGCACGCCUACGCAUCGUCGGGCCUCUCAUCAACACCAACGCGCGUGAGAUCCUAGAGAUUACACGACCGAACCUCUGUUGGAGCAAUAGGAGGCCAUUCCGAGCAGCCAUACUGUCAUGCGGUCUAUGCCGCAGGUGGAUCGGUAGUGGCACCGUCUACAUGUUCAAAGGCGAGAUGGGAUUUUGUAAACAAGAGUGUCUUUGCGACUAUAUCACUGAGCAAUUGGAAAAGGAGACAGAGAGGGUGAGAUGGUGUGGAAGAGAAAAGGUGCCAACAAUGUUGGACAAGGAAGGCGACCAGAGCUGCAUUUUCUUCACCUGCGCUGGCAGCCUAUGAUGCACCUACGUCUAUGUUUGAGAGAUGUAUGGGCUUAGAAGGACCAGAACCUAUUUUUCACAACUGUAUAACUUGGUGCUUUUGUAAGUAAUAGAACACCUGAUGGUUAGUAAAUAAUUAUACACUUUUGACGUGGUACGAGCA